Rosa chinensis is the source of this 1976-nucleotide messenger RNA. RefSeq names its product protein SHORT INTERNODES. The record is from RefSeq and is a predicted model, not a curated record. The coding region runs from base 534 to 1703 and encodes 389 amino acids. The transcript has 3 exons. Gene Ontology annotation, cellular component: nucleus. Gene Ontology annotation, molecular function: DNA-binding transcription factor activity; DNA binding. NCBI's taxonomy places the organism in Eukaryota, Viridiplantae, Streptophyta, Magnoliopsida, Rosales, Rosaceae. Gene Ontology annotation, biological process: positive regulation of DNA-templated transcription.
AAGAGAAAGUGAGUGUGAGAGAGAGAGAGAGAGAGAAGAAGAAGAGGAAGGUGUUUUGUUAUACAGUCAGAGACACAAGAAAGAAAGAAAGGCAGUGCUUCUCUGCUCUGAGAGAGCUAAAAAGCUCAUCAACACCUGCAGAGAAAUCAGAGAGAGAGAGAGAGAGGGACUUAAAUUUUGGUGGUGGUGCAGGAAGAGAGAGAGAAGGCAUGGCGGCGUUGCAGAGGGAGAUGUAAAUUCCAAGUCUUUAAUGCUACUAUUAUCAAUCUUCGAAGAAAAUAAACAAGACUUAAAAGCCGCGAGUGCGAGAUUCAUUAACGACGCAGUAACCAACUGAGCUACAACAUCUGUCUCGCAAUUACAGCACACAGACACAAACUCACAUGCUGUUGUUGUAAGCUAGUUAGAAAAUUGUGGAAGGAAAGAUAUUUGAAAUCGAGGGAGAUCAGUGAGGGCGUGGAAUUGAGCAGAGAGAGGAGGGCGUCGUCUGAUAUGGAUUUUCGGUUACAAUUGGGGGCCGGGGAAGAGAAGCAAUGGCUGGAUUUUUCUCAUUAGGCGGAGGAGGAGGAGGAGGUCGGAGCAGUCACAACCCAGAAAGCCGGAAUCAGAAUCAACCGGAAUCAAGUGAAAUUCCGCCAGAGACGUUGUUUUGGUACAAGAAUGAAGAGGGCAUGCCGUUCAAAGGAAGCUUCGAGCUAUGGCAGCACCAGCAGCAGCAACUCCAGCAUCACCAGCACCAGCAGCACCAGCUCCAGCAGCUCCAGCUCCAGCAAGAUCUGUACGCCUCAGCAGCUGCUCUAGGCGUCGGUCCCAGCAGCAUCAACGUCUCCGAUGAGUCGUCGUCGCGGCCCUUCAUGAUGAUGAGACCCUCCUCGUCCGGCGGCGGGGGAGGAGGAGGUGGAGGUGGAUCGACGUCCGGGAGCACGGUCAGCUGUCAAGACUGCGGCAACCAAGCCAAGAAAGAUUGCGUGCACAUGCGGUGCAGGACGUGCUGCAAGAGCCGAGGGUUCGACUGCGCGACCCACGUGAAGAGCACGUGGGUUCCGGCGUCGAAACGCCGGGAGAGGCAGCAGCAGCACCUCACGGCGCUGCAGCAACAGCAACAGCAACACACUCAACAAGAAGUUCAAGUGAUCCGCGGAGGCGGAGAGAAUCCGAAGAGGCUGAGAGAGAAUAGUAACAACAAUCCGAAUAAUCCGAGCUCCAAUUCUUCUCUGGGCGCCUGCACUCGCAUUAUCACAAACACGUCAGGGUUGGAAGUGGGGAAUUUUCCAGCAGAAGUGACUUCUCCCGCAGUGUUUCGCUGCGUGAGAGUAAGCUCCAUCGACGAUGACGAAGAUCAGUACGCAUAUCAGACGGCUGUGAACAUCGCCGGCCACGUGUUCAAGGGAAUUCUCUACAACCAAGGCCCCGAUACUAACUAUAAUAUGAGUACAGCUGGUGAGAGCUCGUCUGGUGGUGGAGGAGGCGGAGGCGGAGGCGGAGGUGGUGGAGGAGUCAUUCAACCCCUUAAUCUCAUCAAUGCGGCGCCCACGACAGUUGGCAGUGGCGGUGUAACAGUGGCAGCCGCUUCAGGUUCUGGGACGUUAAUGGAUCCUAAUUCUCUAUACCCGGUUAACCCAUUCAUGGCUUCGGGAGAUCAUAGCUGGAAUUUGCGCUUGAGAUCUGCACUUCCACAAACACCAACAUGCGAACAGUUUUGAGUAUAUGGGCAAUCAUACAAAACUUGUAGCAUUGCUAAUCCUCACAAGAAACUUGUAUUCGGAAAAUUUAAGUGACUUGUCGUGGUGGUAUAGGCUAGAACCAACAUGUCUCUGUGUGCUAGGGUUUUGUAACUGGAGUGUGGUUGCUCUUUGAGAUCUUAGGAAAAUGUAUAUAUACAUAUACUUAAGGUGUUUGUCUUCCUCAUUUUUCUUUCAUUUGAUUAUAAUGGCUUUUAUAUAUGAGCUCCCAUAUAUGAGUGCUUGGCAGGAUAG